CCGCCUGCAUGCGUCGCAUCCCCACACAGUUAAAAUAAAUAAAUAAAUAAAUCCACGGACUUUAAUCACCACCGCGUCCACUGUGGACGGAUUUAAUGACAUCGUCGUCUGUGCUGCACCUUUGAUUGACACCAGAUCGUCUGUGACCUCGUUGCUCAUGCCCGCCACGCAUGGGGCGUAACCCUCCGCCUGCCCUCACGCAAGCAAAGAUGUCCGACACUGACCCCUCGUCGCCAAAAGACCCCCCGCCGCCACUCGCCUCCCUGCGCACCCCGCGUCAGAGCUCCUUUCUCUUCCUGCGGGAGGGAAGCAGAGUUUGGGAGAGGGAGCGGAAGCCCCCUCAGCCCGGCGCAGAGCUGCCCAGCCCGCUGCCCACCAAACGCACACGCACAUUCUCGGCGACAGUACGAGCCAAAUCGGGUCCCGUGUUCAAGGGCGUGUGUAAGAACUUCUCUCGCUCGCAGGGUCAUGGAUUCAUUCGACCCUCUCAUGGAGGAGAAGACAUCUUUGUCCACGUUUCAGACAUUGAGGGCGAGUACGUGCCGAUGGAAGGCGACGAGGUGACGUACAGGGUCUGCCCCAUUCCCCCCAAGAUGCAGAAGAUCCAGGCGGUGGAGGUGGUGAUCACGCACCUGAAGCCGGGAAGCAAGCACGAGACUUGGUCGGGUCAGAUCAUCAGCUCCUAGAUUCCGGGAUGUCCUGGUUUCCCUGCUGCUGAGGCUCUUGGGCAAGGGUUGCAUUUAAAAAGUUGGAUAUUUUGUGACAGGAGGAUGAUGACGACAAGAGGUGAAGGGAGUGAUGGUGGAAAUAGAAGGAAGGUUUGAUGUAAAAGAUUUGACUAAAAGAUUUGAAUGUAGCCCAAAUGUUUUAUUUGGUUGAAACAUUGCUUGUGCCAAAACUUUGAUUGAGUAAGGGGCGAAGGCUCAAUGUCAUUUCGAACAGAUCUGACCCAAUGUCGCCUGAGGAAAAAUCAAUCAGUUCGAGAGGAUGAGUGACCUCGGAUGUUACCGGCUGCAUUAGGCCCACCUGCGCAAUCUAAUGACAAUUCUGCCUUUACAAAGAUAACAAUACUCAGUUUUGACAUAAUCAAAGAGGCAUUCAUUUUACAAUGUUUAUUAUCGUGGGUGUCGUUCGCAGCCGAGCAGAGAGGUGUUUCUAAUAUUUUGACCCGCUCGUGGAGCUAAAUAAUAAAGAAAAUUGAGCAUAUUUAAGGUGGAAAUGUCGCUAGGUUGGCUAUUAUUACAUUGUGCAGGUACCCUAGACAUUUAUUGCCCAAUUUACGGGGCAGUCAAAAAGUAAUCAGCUCGACAGAACGGUCAGAAAGUGGGUGUCCAGGAUCAUAGGCGAAGAUCAAACGCCCGCUUCGAGUGACCUCCGUGACAAGCGAAGGAGCUGACGAAGUCAUGCGUUCCUUUGGCUGGACAACCAUGACCCAUCCCCCAGGCGUACCCGAUCUGGCACCAUCAGAUGAUCUCCUUUUUGGACCUUUAAAAGCUGGACUCAGUAAGUGAGGGGGCUUUCUUCUGCUGCGUGAUGACGUAUUCUUAUGUUGCGCGCCAUUCGGAACCUCGCAAACCAAGGACCCCCUAUAUUGCAUGGCACGAAGCAAGGAAGUGUUGAAAAUACCAGUGUAGUUGAUCACUUUAUUCAUAUUAAGUCGACAUUGGGCCCCACUGUUGUUUAAUGAACUCCACAUUGAACAUUUAAUAUGAGUUGUGCCUUCAUGUUACAGCUAGUCACGCAUACAGUCAUCUGCCAAGGGAGUUCAACUCAUCACGUGAUUAGCGCUGCUGUACUUUUAAGCGUGAAAAUGAAAGGACUAUUGUAGCAAAGGCCUAUGACGGACACGUACCUUUCAGUGGCCAGAGGGUUAGGGUUUGGAGACGCAAUUAACAAAGGGAAGACGAACGUCAUGAGAGAGAGGAUGACAGAAUGUAAGAAGAAGAACAGGAAGACUUACUUCAUGGACCUGGAAGACCUGGCACCGACAAGAAGUGAAAAUGGAAACAAAUAUGGAGUUGGUUCUCGCUUUGCGGCUAGAAUCUUCUGCCAAGACGUGCGUCUGUGGGUAUUGUCCAUUGUUUUCUCCAGAAGAACAUUCCCAGACCUAGGUUUUCUAGAAAUAAAUGGAAAAAGGAACAAAAUAAGGGUAAUUGUUAGAAAAUGCAGUAAAAGCUGUUAAUGCUGUCGGGAGGUGAUUGCAAGUAGGAAGUGCUUUGUGAUGUAGGUUUUCAGUGAUUAUUUAUUGACUUAUUUAUUAUGUUGGUAAGUAUCUGAAGUGGUUGCCAUUUUACAUCUUUGAGCAAUCGUAAGCCUUUUUGAUGACUGUACACCGGACUCCUAAUCAGCAUUAAGACUAACUUCUACCGAAUCUGUGUGAUUUUGAAUUUGGAACCGAUUUAUUGCUUUAGCAGUCCGUCACUAAAUGAUAUUUUUGAGUAGAAAAUAGUUGUCUGAUGCAGUUAUGCGGUUUUGAAUUUCUCGAGUAUCACUGGCAGUCAAACUAUUGUAACACAAUGUACGCGUGUAUGUGUGUGUAUGUUGAUUCUGUAUGUUAGUGGUGAAAAUCACUUUUUUUUCUCAUUUGCAUCUAAUCACUGUGUCUUUUGGCACUCGGGUAGCAUUUGAAUAAACUGUGGUAUCCAA
Molecule: messenger RNA, 2646 nt
Organism: Phyllopteryx taeniolatus (common seadragon)
Lineage: Eukaryota; Metazoa; Chordata; Actinopteri; Syngnathiformes; Syngnathidae
Gene: csdc2a
Product: cold shock domain containing C2, RNA binding a
Exons: 4
Coding region: 171-686 (171 amino acids)
Biological process (GO): regulation of mRNA stability
Cellular component (GO): cytoplasm
Molecular function (GO): mRNA 3'-UTR binding
Source: RefSeq, a predicted model, not a curated record